Messenger RNA from Hyaloscypha bicolor E, 1361 nucleotides. Its product is annotated as nucleotide-binding domain-containing protein. The coding region runs from base 1 to 1017 and encodes 338 amino acids. The record is from RefSeq and is a predicted model, not a curated record. Lineage: Eukaryota; Fungi; Ascomycota; Leotiomycetes; Helotiales; Hyaloscyphaceae. The transcript is spliced from 2 exons. Gene Ontology annotation, molecular function: D-amino-acid oxidase activity; FAD binding.
AUGCCUCAAAAACACAUCACCAUACUCGGCGCAGGCAUCACAGGCCUCACCACAGCACUCAAGCUCAACAGCGACCCCUCAGCCCAAUACCACAUCACCUUGAUCGCCUCCCACUAUCCCGGCGACGAGUCUAUAGACUAUACCUCUCCAAAGGCAGGAGCAGACUGGUCACCGCAAGCCACGUCCUCUCCAGCCGAUGCCGAGAUGCGAGAAUAUGACAAAAAUGUGGUUAAGGAUUUUGCAGUCCUGGAUCUUGAGAAGGAGGACGCUGCUCCUGAAGGUGCGGUCAUGGGCGUUAGGUGCCAGACUAUCUGUCUCGAUGUCCCGCAGCACCUUCAAUAUCUGUUGGAGAAGGUUCGCGAGGCUGGUGUCAACGUCAUUCGAUCCGUGGUGGAUGUCUCCCAUGGUCUUGAAGGGGUAGUCCAGGAUGCGAAACGGAUUGCCAUGGAGAGCACUUAUGCAGUUCAAGAUUCCGAUGUUUUUGCGUUGGUAAAUUGCACUGGUCUCGGAGCAAGGCAUUUUGUUGGGGAAGAAGAAGCAGCGAAACUGUUUCCUAUCCGUGGACAAACGAUCACAGUGAAAGGAGAAGCCGCGAUGGAUCGCACGUACGAUGAUUUCCCCCCUAUAUCCUCAUCCAUCGACGAUGAAAAUGAACUCACGUACGUCAUUCCACGUCCAGGAUCUGGCACGACGAUUUUCGGUGGUUGCAAGCAAGUAGGGAAUUGGGAUCCUAAAGUCGACGAGGAGUUAAACGGGAGAAUGGUGGAGAGGAUCAAGAAGUGGAGAUUGGCAGAGGAGCUGAGGACGGGCAAGGAAGGGGAUUUCGAAGUUGUGAGUUCUCAGGUGGGUCUGAGACCGGGGAGGAAAGGGGGUCCGAGAGUGGAAAUUGAGGGGAAGGAGAAGGUCGAUGGAGUUUGGGUUGUUCAUUCUUAUGGACAUGCUGGGGCAGGAUAUCAAAGCAGUGUUGGCUGUUCUGAGAAGGUUGCUAAGAUUGUGAACGAACUUGCAAGAUUGUGAAAUUGUUGAUCAGACCUAUGUUCAGGAGCACUUUUGGAAAAGUUUGGAUGUUCGGAAGUCAUGAAAUGCGUGACAAGUCUUCGACAUCAAGGAGCAUUUACCCAGCUUCGAGAUCAUUGCUUCUUGUUCUACUUAAACGCAGUAUAAUCAAGUUAAGUCACGAGAGUCUGCUCCCUGAAUCCUCUGAGCCCAAGGUAUGGUCACGGGAGUCGAAUCAAUAGAACUGAUAGAGAGAAGAACGCUGAUCCCCACAUUCUAGAUUGGCGACUCACCGUCAAAUGUUCAUUAACUAAUAUCUCUAUCUCAUCCAAACACCACUACACUAAGGGUAUUAACUCGACUCA